UAUGACCAAUUGCCCUACUCUGAUUGUCAUGGUUGGUCUCCCAGCAAGAGGAAAAACCUACAUCUCGAAGAAGCUGACGCGCUAUUUAAAUUGGAUUGGUGUGCCUACAAAAGAAUUUAAUGUUGGUCAGUAUCGUCGAGAUUUGGUGAAAAAGUAUAAAUCUUUUGAAUUCUUCCUGCCUGACAAUGAAGAAGGCUUGAAAAUCAGGAAACAGUGUGCCUUAGCAGCGCUGAAUGACGUCCGACAGUACCUCAGUGAAGAAAGUGGGCACGUGGCUGUCUUUGAUGCUACAAACACAACUCGAGAACGUAGAGAAACUAUUUACAAAUUCGGUGAAGAAAAUGGAUAUAAGACUUUUUUUGUUGAGUCGGUAUGCGUAGAUCCAGAGGUCAUUGCUGCAAACAUUGUGCAAGUGAAGCUGGGUAGUCCUGACUAUGUUGAUUGUAGUAAUGAUGAAGCAACAGAGGACUUCAUGAAAAGAAUAGAGUGCUACAAGAACUCGUAUGAGACGUUAGAUGAAACUCUUGACAAGGAUCUUUCUUAUAUCAAAAUUAUGGAUGUUGGAAGGAGUUACCUUGUGAACAGAGUAAUGGAUCACAUUCAGAGCCGGAUUGUCUACUACCUCAUGAAUAUCCAUGUGACUCCUCGGUCAAUCUACCUCUGUCGACAUGGAGAAAGUGAACUCAAUCUGAAAGGGAGAAUAGGAGGAGAUCCUGGACUGUCUGUCAGGGGGAAAGAAUUUGCCAAAAGCUUGGCACAAUUUAUUAAUGAGCAAAAUAUCAAAGAUCUGAAGGUUUGGACCAGCCAGAUGAAAAGGACAAUUCAGACUGCUGAAGCCUUGGGAGUGCCUUAUGAGCAGUGGAAGGUUUUGAAUGAGAUAGAUGCAGGAGUAUGUGAAGAAAUGACAUAUGAAGAAAUACAGGAAAAUUAUCCGCUUGAGUUUGCACUGAGAGACCAAGACAAAUACAGAUACAGAUACCCUAAAGGAGAGUCCUAUGAAGAUCUUGUUCAGAGACUGGAGCCAGUAAUUAUGGAACUUGAAAGGCAGGAAAAUGUGCUUGUCAUAUGUCACCAAGCUGUCAUGCGCUGUUUGCUUGCAUAUUUUCUUGACAAGCCCGCAGAACAACUGCCUUACCUGAAGUGCCCACUGCAUACUGUCUUAAAGCUAACCCCGGUGGCUUAUGGAUGUAAAGUAGAAUCUAUAUUUCUGAAUGUUGAAGCUGUAAACACACACAGAGAUAAACCCGAGAAUGUAGACAUUUCCAGACCUCCCGAGGACGCUCUUGUAACAGUCCCUGCUCAUCAGUGAAUCCUGUAUGCUGAUCAGAUGUUGAACUUGGGGUGCUCUUUUCGUCAUACUACUUCAAAACAAAUUGAAAAACUCCUCAUUCCAAUCAC
Leptosomus discolor (cuckoo roller) is the source of this 1398-nucleotide messenger RNA. The record is from RefSeq and is a predicted model, not a curated record. NCBI's taxonomy places the organism in Eukaryota, Metazoa, Chordata, Aves, Leptosomiformes, Leptosomidae.